GACUGGCACAGCUGCGCACCACGUGAACCUGGCUUCAACCUGCAUCCACGUGUCCUCACUCUCUAGGUCACCUCGUCGGCUUAGGGCCAAGGCGAGGACCGCCCGACCGUGCCUGCCUGCCUGCCAACUUUAUUGGAGUGAUGACGGUCGGUUGCGCUCCGCGAUGCAGCAUACUUGAAAUGUACGUUCACUUUCAUUUGUGUCUCUUGUAUGGGGAGAAUGCCAAACUCAAACUAGGUUAAUCACACGUAGUCAGUUUCACGAUAAUCAAUUUCAUGAUUGACGUUGGUCAUUAUUCAUCGUUACAUGAACGUGUCACAACUACAAUGUGCAAAGUACAUGCGAGCCACUCGUGUCGCCCAGCCACACUCGCGUCACCGUAACAUUGCUACACUAUGAUGCUUCAAAAUGCUCUACUUCCAUGUUCACUUUCACCAGAUACACUAUCAUUUAUCACCAACUACGGACAAGAAUCCCGAGUGUGUUAUGAUGCUGAGACAACACUCAAGGACGUCAUUCCCAGCUGCACCAUUGCACCACCUGUUAGCCGCCACUCGCAUGCCAAGUAUGCAUUACACGCCUGCCGCCCUAGCAGCCAACAACCACCGCGCGUCACUUGAAGCUUACAAGAGCUGGUUGUUGCCGCCAGUAGGACACGCAUUACUCCUGUGCACCAUCAGGGACAGUGACCCAUGCCGUUCCGCCUCUCCUCCCUCCAAGCUAGUCUGCAUGGUUGCCCGUCAAGACAGCAAGGCCUGGGCGGCCCUGACUCACCAAGUAACAGGAUCCACCAUCCACACCCCCACAACCCGCCGGAACUAAGACACCAACAUAUGAGCACACGAGCACCUAAACGUGCGCACUCAUGCACAGCAAUACAACAAAUAUUAAAGUACGUAUGAAAAAGUUUAAUCUUGCUAUCAAACAUGGUAUAUUUUUGCGCCCGCUCCCCCACACACACACGUAAUGCGCUCUCUUUACAUGCACACCUCGCCUUCACACACCAAUAACAGCAAGCGAAGGCUACAGUAGAAAGCAUUCCCUUCUCCAAUGCCAACAAAGAAAAAAAGUAUUGCAAGUGUUAACAUCAGUGAACUUAACUGUGCAGUCAUAACAAUGCGACAUCAGCUCCCAUGACAGUGACAGGUAGGAAAGAAGUGUCUGUAUCACCUGUUAAGACAUACAAUUCGAAUACAAGCAGCAGAAGCAGCAGAACGUUUCCAAGACAUCAAGAUACACUUCUCACACCUGUCAAUGAGGGUCGUUGUAUCUACUCGUACUGGCGUGCACCAGGAGGCGGCUCGUGGCACGCUGACAAGGUGGCCCGCC
Molecule: messenger RNA, 1329 nt
Organism: Portunus trituberculatus (swimming crab)
Lineage: Eukaryota; Metazoa; Arthropoda; Malacostraca; Decapoda; Portunidae
Exons: 2
Coding region: 409-822 (137 amino acids)
Source: RefSeq, a predicted model, not a curated record